Messenger RNA from Papilio xuthus (Asian swallowtail), 4237 nucleotides. Its product is annotated as protein fem-1 homolog CG6966. The transcript is spliced from 10 exons. The record is from RefSeq and is a predicted model, not a curated record. Gene Ontology annotation, molecular function: protein binding. Bases 209 to 2146 code for a protein of 645 amino acids. NCBI's taxonomy places the organism in Eukaryota, Metazoa, Arthropoda, Insecta, Lepidoptera, Papilionidae.
CAUUUUGAUGGCAGAUUGUGAUUGUCGUUGACGCGCAGCUGUUCCGUAAAAAAAGUGCAGUGUCGGAGUGUUUUGAAAUAAAAUAGUUGGUUACUUUGUUAUUCAUAUUGUGAAACAGUGCUUUUUCAAUGAUUAUUUUUAGAAGAAAGUGCUGUUGUUAAAGUGCUAUUUCGACAAUUGUGAUUAUUGUUUUCCUAAGAGACCCAUUAUGGAUUUCAAAACAGCCGUUUUCAACGCUGCACGGGAUGGUAGUUUAACACGAUUGAGGGUUUACCUGCACAGUUGGCGGUCAGCGAGCGAGCUGAACAUGCUCGUUGGCGCCAAGGUUGGCGGCGCCACGCCCCUUGUUAUCGCCUGCAGGAACGGACACUACGACGUUGCAGAGUACCUAAUAGAGAGAUGUAAAGCUGAUAUAGAGCAGCCAGGUUCAGUGACAUUUGAUGGCGAGACUAUAGAGGGUGCGCCGCCACUGUGGUGCGCGGCAGCAGCUGGUCAUAUGCCUCUGGUGCGGCUUCUGGUGCGUGCCGGUGCUAAUGUCAAUUCCACAACUCGCACGCAUAGCACACCCCUAAGGGCAGCGUGCUUUGAUGGUCAUUAUGACAUCGUCAAGUUCCUAGUGGAGAAUGGUGCUGACAUAGAAAUAGCGAAUCGCCACGGCCACACGUGUCUGAUGAUCGCCUGCUACAAGGGACACAUCAGAAUCGCCAAGUAUUUACUCUCUCUGAAUGCGGAUGUGAACAGAAAGAGUGUGAAAGGAAAUACUGCGCUGCACGACUGCGCGGAGAGCGGCUCGUUGCAUAUACUCAAAAUGUUACUUGGACACGGAGCUACAAUGGACGUUGACUCUUAUGGUAUGACACCUUUGCUUGCCGCGUCAGUAACGGGGCACACACACAUAGUGGAACACCUGAUCAGUGCUGAGCAGGGCCUGGUCAGUCGGCAGCAGAGGAUAGAUGCCCUCGAGCUGCUCGGAGCUACAUAUGUGGAUAAGAAACGAGACAUGGUCGGAGCACUGGCGUUGUGGAAACGAGCUAUGGAUGAUAGAUUCCCAGCGGACGGUAGCGAUCCGAUACCAAAGCCGAAGGAUAUACCGCGCAUUGAAGCAUACGACUACGCAGUGGAGCCGAGCGAUGCACAGCAGCUGGAGGAGAUCCUCGCAGAUCCUGACGCUAUGAGGAUGCAGGCUUUAGUCAUUAGAGAACGAAUAUUAGGUCCGGCGCACCCCGACACAUCGUACUACGUGCGGUACCGGGGCGCGGUGUACGCGGACGCGGGCAGGUUCGCGCGCUGCCGCCAGCUGUGGCACCACGCGCUCGACAUGCAGCGCGCCGUGCUGCCGCCGCUCUCACCCCUCACGCAGUCCAGCCUCUACAGCUUCGCUGAACUAUUCUCCUACAUGCUGGCUGAGCGCGCCAGACCCCCGCUACGAGGUCGUAUAGUUCCGCCGGUGUUGUUCGAGGACAUCGAGCCGGUGUUCAAGAAGACGCUGAGUGAGAUAGAGCGCGGCAGUGCGCUGCUUCAGUCGCGGCUCAGCCUCGACCGCGAGCAGACGCUCGGCACGCUGCAGCGCGUGCUCGUCAUCUCGCUGCACCUCGCCGCUCUCUGCGCGCGUCUGCUCGACCACAAUGACUGCUCCGAACACGAUAGGAGGAACAUUGAAAAGGCUGUCUACUCACUUGUUAAGUUAGAUAUUAAGGUACGUCAAGGUCGUUCCGCGCUGCACAUAGCGUGUUCCGCGGAGGGCGCCAGGUCGCGCGGCGGCUCCGGCGCCUGGCUGCCGGCGCCCGGCGACGCUCAGCCCUGCUGCGGCGCCCUCGUCGCACUCAUGUUGCGUCUGGGCGCCGCGCCCGACGCACGUGACGCUGACGGCAACACGCCACUGCAUUUAGCCUGCAAGCUCAACCCGUGUCCAAAGGGCGUAGUACGUGCACUCCUAGCGCACGGCGCGCACAUCGACACAGUCAACUACGAAGGAGAGACGCCCGAAGAGAUCCUGAAAGCGAGUCAACAGAGUCUCUCCUCUAUAGUGAAUCCUUUACAGUACACAUCUCUGAAGUGCCUCGCCGCUCGCACAGUCAAGAACUACAAGCUGCCCUACAGACAUGUCGUCCCACAAUGCCUACACUCCACUAUCAUAACGCAUUGACAUUAAAAAAAAAACUUUAAAAAAGAACCUUGCCAUUUAAAAAUAAACUGUAAAAAAUAGGCAACCCAUCUGUAGUUGCGGAUGUCUAUGGGAAGCAUAUUUCGCUAUUUCGGCGAAUCCAGAUGACCGAAAACUCCUUUCCCUAAUAAAUUUUUUAAACUCUGUGGUUCUGUUGUCUGUCUAUGGUUUUUUGUUUAUUCCGACUGGCCAAUUGUCAAAUUAAAUACACAGCAUGUUUUUAAUUAUUAAAUAUCUUAAAUAUUGCAACUCUAGUCCUAAGCAUUAUUUUUUGACAUUUAAUUCCUCAGGGUCCAUUCAGACAGAACGGGGCAGGACAGAUUAUUUUAUCGCAAAUAAAAUUAAGCCUUAUAAGAUUGGAACAAUGUUUAAUUUUACUGCAUACGUCUUUUCUUGUCAACAGCAAGCGAGAAAAAAAUUACUUAAAUUUAGUCUAAAUUUGUGAACAGAAUACAUCAAUAACGACAUUACUAAGAAAUGAUUUCGUCCUUUUAAAUAUUUGAUAAUGUAACGAAUUGCUUCAAAUGACAGAUAAAUAUUUUUAUACGCAAAAAAUAACCGACGACCAAUGACAUUUGGAUUUGGCGCCAUAUUUGACACCUGUCAAAACUUGUCAAUUGUCAUAAGUAGUUUGCAUAGCGUAGUGUUUUUACUUACACUUCGAACUUUAUAAUUAUUUAAAAAUAUCAUUAGCUUUUCGUAACAUGCACAAAGUUACGUAGUUUCUUAAUUUCAUACAUUUGACAUUUUUAAAUCUUUGAUAUAAAAGUAUUGUUUGUUUAUUUGAAUGCAAGGUCUUUUUUAAAUAAAUAAAAUAAUUUUUGUUGAUAAAAGCUACUUAAUUUUAAAUGUCUUAAAACAGUGAAGAAGAAGAAAGAUAAAUAAAUGGCUUUUACCACAGAAUAUAUGAAUUGAAGUCAUUGGCCGUCGUAUUUUACUGCACUGAGAAUCGUUUCAACACAUAUCGUCAUCCCUCUCAUUUAUUUAGAGAAAACAGAAACGAAAAUGAAUAUAAGUUUCACCGCAGUGGAGUUCUACUUUGCAAAACAAUGUAGUCUAUUCGUAAGUUCAUAUCCUUUUUAGUGAAUUUAAUUUGACAUAUUAAUAUUGUUGCAUAAAAUAUCAAUGACUAGUCUUUGUUUUAGUGUAUUCUGGGAUUUUUUUUAUUAACAUUUACUGUCUAUGAUUUUAUAAUAAAUGUAUGACGUUGAUUUGUGUGAAUUCCGCCCGUUACACUGAUUUUUGUCUGUGAUUUUGAUGUUUUUUUUUAUGUUUUUGGAUGAUCUAUUUUCAGUCGAGCCGGGCUUGGUUGAACAAUAUCAACUGUGACUAUGUGGUUCAAGAUGAUUUGAUGUUUUUGAAGUGAUUUAUUUUUUUGAAUCGAUUUGGAUUGUAUUACUCUGAACAGACAAAAGUAAACAUUUUAAAUUCUUAAGUCCACUUUAGUCAAAUUCAUGGUAUAAUAUUAAAUGUGUUCAUAUCCAAAAUUGUAUUUCUUGAAUAUUAUAGCGUCUAAUUUUUAAUUUUAUUUUGAUAUUUUGUAUUGUAUUAUUUUAUUUUAUAAUAAUAUUAUUUCAAUGCAAUUAAUCUAACAAAUGAGGUUCCAAGAUUAAAUUUUGAUAAAAACAAAGAUUUUCUCUCCCUAUGGACUUAAUAUAAAGUUGAAAAACUCUGAAAGGAAUUUAGAAAUCACAAAACUUUAUCAAACUGUAUAAAUUUUGAGUAAAUACAAUCUAAACGAUUUGAUGCGCCAUAAUAAAAUCGAUUAAUUUUUAACGUUGUAAUUAAAUAAAUUAAAUUCUGUAAUAGUGUAAAGAGCGGAAAAACUGUCCAUACGUAUAUCAUUGUAAAAAUAUUAGUUUAUAAGUAGUUAGAUAAAUAGAAUAAUAAAGGGUUAUAUUUGAAUAAAAUGCUAUAGUUAAUUAGUAUAAAUUACAAAGUUAUUGCAUUGUACAAUGAAAUAUAAAUAAAUGUCCACUUGCAUUUCGCUAUCGGAUGUCUUGUGUAUUUUUGUCAUAGUAUAUUUUGAAUUUAGUAGCGCUGCGUGCUUAUAUAUUAGAUAUUUUUGAAAUU